Molecule: messenger RNA, 2566 nt
Organism: Mercenaria mercenaria
Lineage: Eukaryota; Metazoa; Mollusca; Bivalvia; Venerida; Veneridae
Exons: 2
Coding region: 140-2233 (697 amino acids)
Source: RefSeq, a predicted model, not a curated record
AGUUAUCUUUCAGUCAAAACAGGAAGAGGAAGUGAAAAACAAACAUUCCAUAAUACUAUCAAUAUAGCCAUUCAGUCUAGAAAUCAUAGACUUUGAGGAUAAUUAAUUACAACUUGACUGACUUCAUAAAAAACAAAGAAUGUUUCAACAACCUGGUUAUAUUGAGAAUGUGUCACUGAGACUGUCAGAGGUUCUUGCUGAUAUUGGAGUGGAUGAGAGGAUUGUUCAGAAAAGAAGAAGAGCAUGGCUGCUGAAUGAAUCUAUGACAACAAUAUUACAGGAUGCACAUGUUUCAACAUACUACUUAGGCAGUCAGUCUGAGGGAACCACUACACUGGGACUUCACUCAGACACUGAUAUACUACACUGUGUUAAUGACUUUUAUGUGAUACAAGACUGGGCUGACUGGAAACCUGGUGUACUCAAUUACUUGAUGAUCCAGGACGAGACUGUAUCAUCUGGUUAUUGUCUACUACAACUCUUGAGAGAUGAUGCUCCUCUUCCUCACAAUGAUGUACUUAAUCCAUAUUAUCUUUUUAGAGACAGAACAGGAAGAAUAUUGCUAAAGAACACAUCCUUGUUAGCAGCAACAGCUGGUGCUUUUGAGGGAGGAGUAAGACAUGGUCCAGCAUAUGCGAAACAAGAACAGCCUGGGUUUACAGAUUCUGACACUGUUUGUGCCUACCCCUGUAAAUCAUGGCCUCUACAAGCUAGACAAUGGUUAGACCAGCAAGGUGUAGGUCAGUGGCCUUCAGAUGAAAUGAAGAGAUACUGCAGAAACACUGGAUGUUUUGUUGUUGGUGUUGGAAGCCAGGAAAAUGAAGAGCUUGAAUGGAGAAUAUCAACCUCUCUAGCAGAAAGGUGUUUAAUGUUUAAUCUUAAUAUUACACAGAUUCGCUGUUACAUUUUGAUGAAGAUGAUAUUAAAAACCUUCAUCAAACCAUACUCUGGAGACACAGUUUCAAGUUUCAUGUGUAAAACAGUUCUGUUCCACUGCAUUGCAAAUACACAUUCUAAUGUCUGGAGAGAAAAUAACUUACUUGUUUGUCUAACAUUGUGUUUAUUUGUCCUGUACAACAGUAUUCUAAAUGAAAACUGUCCUCAUUUUAUCAUACCUGGAAACAACUUGAUGAGAGGACAUAUUUCUCAUGCAUAUAAACCUUACAUUCUUGAAAUACUGAAGUAUAUUAUAAACAGUGAAGGAAGAGCAUUACUGGAGAUUGAGUGUGAUGAUCUUGGUGCAAGGAUUCAGCUGAAGUUGAGUAAUUUGCACUCUGAGUUUGAGAUAAAAAGCAGUGACAUUUCAGGGGAUUUAAUACUCUCAAUUGCACAAUUGAGUGCACUGAACAUAGAGCCCCGUCUGUAUUCAAUUACAAACAGUAGCUAUAAAGAAGCUAUACAAACAUUGCUGAAGUAUAUUUUCAAACUAGUCAUUAUUUCUAAUCAAUGCCAAGGAUUGGACAAAACAGCUUGCAGCCUUAUUGUAUCAUGUUUCUGUACAACCCUGGGAUCUAUCCUGGCAUCCCUGAACAUUCAACAAUACAAUGCUUUAUCAGCAGAAGCUCUCACCUUGAUUUCAUGUGGUCUGAACACAGAUGUUGCAUCCAGUAAACUGAAGCUAGCCUCCAUGUUACACUGUUUAGGAGAUACUCAAAGAGAAGACAUUGUUCUCAGAGAUAUUGAAGAAAGCUAUGAAUUGAACAUUGUUGAACCUGUUUGUACGUGCCAUGCUUUCAUCAGACAACCUUACAGAAGAGGAUUCUAUGCACUGGCUGACAAUCAUAAUGAAGAAGCUAUACAGUACACUACAGCAUCCUGUGUCACAUUUCUGCCAUGUGAAAUUAACUGUGUUCCACAUGAACUAAGACAUGAAAUGUUUAGAUCUACACAAGAGGACCUAGCUUUCAGAGGUAGAGAUGACUACUGGAUGGACUGGGCUGUGGUCGAUUCUCUCCCUUACCUCUACUAUCUACAAUACAAGACCUGUCGCAAUCUUGGGAAACAUGAAGAAAAGCAAAGAGCACUUUUCAACCUUAUCAGAACCAUUGACCAGGAACCAAACCUCGGACACAGGGAAACAGCUCUAAAUCUACUGGGUCAAUGUAUGGAACAAGAGGACCGAGCUAAAGACUCUUUAGAAUGUUAUUUAUUGUCCCUAAAUGAAAGGGAGAGGAACAAUGCUGCCAAGUUCCAUAUCUGUAGACUGCUGUCUACUUUGGUCAAUGACCAAUAGUUUAAAAUAAACAAACAAGUUGUUUGACAAGUAAGCGGAGAAUAUCAAUACAUUACAAUAUUUAAGUAUACGUACUGGUACAAGCCAUGUAUCCAAUAGUUUUAAUGAAAUAACUGUGACUCACUGUGGGAUAAAAGGAAAUCAAACACAUUUCUGUUUAAAAUGAAAAAAGACAAAUAUCACAAUCAAAAUCAUUUCAAAAGGCUGAACAUAUAAAUCUGCUUGAUAGUUUGUUUUUGAUUUAUUUAUGUUACUGGCAAAUAUCUUUAAUCAUUUUAUCUACUGCUGACUUCAUUUAACAAGAGCACUGCCUUGCAGGUGCAGACGCUCAUC